This is a messenger RNA of Ceutorhynchus assimilis (cabbage seed weevil), 1159 nucleotides long. NCBI's taxonomy places the organism in Eukaryota, Metazoa, Arthropoda, Insecta, Coleoptera, Curculionidae. The record is from the annotation of a GenBank genome assembly.
CGGGCUCGUUUAGCAGUUUACGCACUCCCCACUGUAGCGUACUUAACUAAUUUGAUUUGUUUGAAGUGUUGAUAUUUUUGUCCUUGAGUGUGACUAUUUCAAUUUCCAAUUCGGUAACGAACGAUUUUGGAUAAUAAAUAUUCUCACAUAUAAAAUUGAAAGAUGCCAGUCCCGGUCCCAGAAGAACCGAAAUCUAGCUGGGCGGAUGAGGUCGAAUUAGAAGGUGGAGCAUUACCCCCAUCAACUACUGAAGUGUUCGACAAUGGAAUCAAAAUUGUUACUGAGUACAAAGUUACUGAAGAAGGCAAAAAGGUUAAAAUUGUAAGGACUUAUAGAGUAGAAAAACGGAUAGUGUCAAAAUCGAUUGCUUUAAGGAAGAUAUGGAAAAAAUUUGGAGAAUCUGCUAAUGACAAACCUGGUCCUAAUCCAGCCACCACCAUUGUUGGAGAAGAUGUGUAUAUGCAGUUUAUCUCAAGUAAAGAGGAAGACAACAAACCCGAAGAUGAAGGCAUUGAUAAACUGAAAGCUUUGGGUGAUAAGAAUGUGGUUAAAUGUCGUAAUUGUGGAGGUGACCAUUGGACCUCAAAAUGUCCAUGGAAAGAUACUAUUUUGGCUGGUGGAAAAUUGCCUGAUGAUAAGAAACCAGCUGCACCAGGAGGACCAGGUGCUGAAUCCAACAAACCGGGUGGAUCCAAAUACGUUCCUCCAAGCUUGAGAGACGGUGGAGCUAAAAGGACAGAUGGUCCCAACAUGGCUAGAAGGGAUGACAAUUAUUGUGCCAUCCGUAUUGCUAAUCUCAGUGAUUCCACAACAGAAACUGAUCUGGAAGAACUAGUCAAACCUUUCGGCCCCAUUCACAAAUUGUAUUUGGCAAAAGACAAACAGACAGGGCUUUGCAAAGGUUUUGCCUACAUUCAUUUUAAAUUUAAAAAUGAUGCAGCAAAAGCCAUUGCUAGGCUCAAUGGGCAUGGGUAUGAUCAUCUUAUAUUGUCUGUAGAUUGGUCCAAGCCUAUGAAUAGUCAGUAACAAUAAGUUUCUUAUUUACAAUUGAAAACUGCUUUAAUUUUUUGAGGGGUGAUAGUCAUAAUAUGUCAUCUUUCAAGUUUUCAAUUGUACUCUAUGUUUUAUCGUUUUUUAAUAUAAUUACCUAUAUAAUCUA